AAAAUAUAUGAGAAAGCUACGGAAAAAAAAAGCAAAGAAAAAAACACAUCACGAGAUAUUUUGUGAUGUAAGCAACCACAUACACCACUCCCUUCUUCUCCUCUCCAUUGUUUUGUCUUUUCCUUUCCCAAUAAUUCUCUUCUUAUUUUAUUAGCUAUUUUAUAUUUCCUAACUUUUUUAUAAUACCAUUAUUGUUUCUCGUCUUGAUUUUUUUUUAAAUUUUAGUCUCUUUUGAUCCUCUCUAUAUAUACAAAUACAAAAUCACCACUUUCUACUAAAAUAGCUCUCUACGUUUCUUUUCUCUCUCUGAUUGCAACUAUGAUGCAAGAAUUGGGCUUAGAACGUUUCUCCAACGAUGUCUUUCCCUUAGACCUCACUCCUCCUUCUCAAACCUCAUCUACUUCUCUUUCCAUCGACGAAGAGGAAUCUUCGGAGGCCAAGAUCCGGCGGCUGAUAUCGGAGCAUCCAGUGAUCAUCUUCAGCAGAUCUUCUUGUUGCAUGUGCCACGUCAUGAAAAGCCUCCUUUCAACAAUCGGAGUCGUCCCCACCGUCAUCGAGCUUGAUGACCACGAGGUUUCCUCUCUCCCCAUGGCUCUUGAAGAAGAAUAUUCCGGCGGCCGCUCCGUCGUUGUUCCUCCGCCGGCGGUUUUCAUUGGCCGUGAGUAUGUCGGUGGUCUUGAGUCCCUUGUUGCUCUUCAUCUAAGUAGUCACUUGGUCCCUAAGCUUGUCCAAGUUGGAGCUCUUUGGUUAUGACUUGCUUUUUAAUAGUAUCAAAAAGCAGAAACUUAGGGUUUUUUUCUGAUUAUUAUCCGAUGAUCAGAACCAAACACCCAUGUAUAAAAUGAAUUAUGAGAAAUAAUAAUUAAAGAUGUGUAAGUAGUGAAUUUUAUGUAAUUUUGCUUUCUCAUUUUCUCUAUCACUUGCUAAAGUAUAUACAUAAAUCAUCAAACUUAUUUAUGAA
Molecule: messenger RNA, 961 nt
Organism: Brassica napus (rape)
Lineage: Eukaryota; Viridiplantae; Streptophyta; Magnoliopsida; Brassicales; Brassicaceae
Product: glutaredoxin-C6
Exons: 1
Coding region: 319-753 (144 amino acids)
Source: RefSeq, a predicted model, not a curated record